Molecule: messenger RNA, 648 nt
Organism: Aspergillus alliaceus
Lineage: Eukaryota; Fungi; Ascomycota; Eurotiomycetes; Eurotiales; Aspergillaceae
Product: zinc-finger domain-containing protein
Exons: 3
Coding region: 1-648 (215 amino acids)
Biological process (GO): mitochondrial electron transport, NADH to ubiquinone
Source: RefSeq, a predicted model, not a curated record
AUGCUGCCGUUGGCUCGAAGCCGCAUCGCGGCUUUCUCUGCCGCCUGGACUCCCCGCGUUGCUGCCCGGGCCAGCUACACCACCACCGUGCCUCGCCUCUCCGAGAACUUCAUCCAAGCCAACGACCCGAACGCCCCGCAUCCACCCAAGCCCAAUGUGUCUGCCACCAAUGCUACCCCUGUUGACGCCAUGGGUUCCUGGGAUGCGCCAUUGAAGGAGAGCGUUGAGGCCGGCGAGCGCAACCGCCAACUUCAGGCCCCCAACCGCGCCAGGACCUGGGCUGCCAGCCAGCAGCCAAGGGAGAAGGCUAUGACCGGACCUCGUUUCGAGCAGACUAUCAUGGAGAUGCAGCCCCAACCCUAUGCCGCCAUUGAACUCAUCCACAAGCAGCCUGUCCGCUGGACGAAGAAGAAGGUUGUCAGCUGUGACGGCGGUGGCGGUCCUCUGGGUCACCCCAGAAUCUAUAUUAACACAGACAAGCCCGAGAUUGCUACCUGCGGUUACUGUGGACUUCCUUUUGCUCACGAGCAGCACCGUGCUUACCUUGAGUCCCUCCCCGCUACUAGCUACCCUCUUAAACCCACUGGCGAUGCCGCGGAGGUGAACGAGACUCAGCGUGUUACCGAGGGUGGUCUGGAACAGCGGUAG